Molecule: messenger RNA, 8553 nt
Organism: Oncorhynchus kisutch (coho salmon)
Lineage: Eukaryota; Metazoa; Chordata; Actinopteri; Salmoniformes; Salmonidae
Product: TGF-beta receptor type-1-like
Exons: 9
Coding region: 56-1549 (497 amino acids)
Biological process (GO): heart development; cellular response to growth factor stimulus; protein phosphorylation
Cellular component (GO): signaling receptor complex; plasma membrane
Molecular function (GO): ATP binding; SMAD binding; transforming growth factor beta receptor activity, type I
Source: RefSeq, a predicted model, not a curated record
CCAUGGACUAGCGAGAGAAGUUGAGACAGUCAGUCUGGAGUAAGUCUCAACUACGAUGGAUUCAGUACCCUAUUCUCUCGUGUUAAUAGUCCUGUUCUUUGGGACUAUGAUUCAAGAAAAUGAUGCCCUGCAGUGCUAUUGCCAGCGCUGUCUCAACUCUACGUGCACCACGGACGGUCUGUGCUUCGUGACGGUCAUGAAGUCUGGCAGCCGGCUCACCACCGAGCGCAGCAUGUGCGUGCACGAGAGCGAACUGAUCCCCCGCGACCGCCCCUUCAUCUGCGCGCCCUCCACCAAGGACGACACAGGCAUCUACCCAAUGUGCUGCGCCUCCGACUGGUGCAACAAGAACCCCAACCUCAGCGUCUUCCCAGUGCCGACGGUGAAGCCUGUUCCUCUGGGGCCUGUGGUUCUGGCGGCAGUGAUCGCGGGGCCCGUGUGCGUGCUGUGCUUCGUGCUGGUGCUGGUCUUCUACGUUUGCCACAGCCGUGUGGGUGUGCAUCAACGCGUGCCCAACGAGGAGGAUCCCUCCAUGGAUCACCCCUUCCUCACCGUGGGUUCCACUCUCAAAGACCUCAUCUACGACAUGACCACCUCUGGCUCCGGCUCUGGUCUGCCCCUACUGGUACAGAGGACCAUAGCCCGGACCAUCAUCCUCCAGGAGAGCAUCGGGAAGGGCCGCUUCGGCGAGGUGUGGCGGGGCAAGUGGCGAGGCGAGGAGGUGGCGGUCAAGAUUUUCUCCUCCCGUGAGGAACGUUCGUGGUUCCGUGAGGCCGAGAUCUACCAGACGGUCAUGCUGCGUCACGAAAACAUCCUGGGCUUCAUCGCCGCCGACAACAAAGAUAACGGGACAUGGACCCAGCUGUGGCUGGUGUCAGACUACCACGAGCACGGCUCUCUGUUUGACUAUCUGAACCGCUACACAGUCACCGUGGAGGGCAUGAUCAAGCUGUCACUGUCCACCGCCAGCGGUCUGGCCCACCUCCACAUGGAGAUCGUUGGCACGCAAGGGAAGCCGGCCAUCGCCCACAGGGAUCUGAAAUCUAAGAACAUCCUGGUGAAGAAGAACGGGACUUGCUGCAUUGCCGACCUGGGCUUGGCCGUGCGCCACGACUCCGCCACCGACACCAUCGACAUCGCCCCCAACCACAGAGUAGGGACCAAAAGGUAUAUGGCACCAGAGGUGCUAGACGACUCGAUAAACAUGAAGCAUUUUGAGUCGUUUAAGAGGGCAGAUAUCUACGCCAUGGGCUUGGUGUUCUGGGAGAUAGCCAGUCGAUGCUCUCUGGCAGGCAUCGUUGAAGACUACCAGCUGCCAUACCAUGACCUGGUGCAGUCAGACCCUUCUGUGGAGGAGAUGAGGCGGGUGGUGUGUGAUCAGAAGCUACGACCCAACAUUCCAAACAGGUGGCAGAGCUGUGAGGCUCUGCGGGUGAUGGCUAAGAUCAUGAGGGAGUGCUGGUACGCCAACGGAGCCGCCCGCCUCACAGCGCUGCGCAUCAAGAAGACCCUGUCCCAGCUCAGCCAAUCAGAGGGCAUCAAGAUGUAGACAUUUCCUUUAGUCUUAUUAUAUUAUUCUGAAUAUUAUUAUUUUCAUCGUCAUCAUUGGUUCUCUUCAGGCUGCUCCUCCUCUUGGUUUGAAAGGGGAGGCGAUGCAGCGUGGUGAAGUUUUACUCUGAUACCCCCUAACCCCUCUCUAAACGCGGUCAUCCUUAUAUUUGUCGCCGUGCCGACCGGCGUGAUUUUAUGUCUCUGAGGUGGAUGGAUCUGAUGGAGGGAUAUUGUCAGAGAGUGUGAUUUUUUUUUGGGGGGGGGGGGGAGUGGUAUGGCUGGGUGCUAAAGCUGUCCCCACUACAAACCACCACCAACCUGUGUCAGUUCAGACACCAACCCCCUGUACUCAUGAUUGGUGGGAUCUCCUCACCCAGUGCUCGUGAAGGACCUAUAACAGUGAUUACAGACAGCCGUAGUCCCGCCCUGCCACAGACCCAUCUGCAAAGCGGAGGAAAGGAUCAUCAAAACACCACCCAGAAACCCCCAGGUUUCAUGACUGCUGGUCGUAACAUUCAGGUGUCAAUGCCUCCAUUCAAACAACAAGUGUUACAUUCUGUGACUGGCUGUGGUGGCUCGGACUCAACGAGAGAAAAAGACUGAAGCAACAAACUUUAGUUUUAUUUAGGACCAUCUGGUACUUGUUAACAAUCGUUUUAUUGUAGUUAUUUGUUUGUGUUUCCAUGGAGAGGUGCUGUGGACUCGUGUCCAGAGCAUGUCGCACCGUGUGUUUCUUCCUCUUUUCUCCAUGUAUCACUGUACCGAGGGACUACAGGUCUGUUUAACUUAUUUGCUUAGAUUGUUUGCACAAAAAAAAAAAACUGGACAUGACCUCAUUCAGUCUCCAACCAACUGGACAUGACCUCAUUCAGUCUCCAACCAACUGGACAUGACCUCAUUCAGUCUCCAACCAACUGGACAUGACCUCAUUCAGUCUCCAACCAACUGGACAUGACCUCAUUCAGUCUCCAACCGACUGGACAUGACCUCAUUCAGUCUCCAACCAACUGGACAUGACCUCGUUCAGUCUCCAACCAACUGGACAUGACCUCGUUCAGUCUCCAACCAACUGGACAUGACCUCGUUCAGUCUCCAACCAACUGGACAUGACCCCGUUCAGUCUCCAACCAACUGGACAUGACCUCGUUCAGUCUCCAACCAACUGGACAUGACCUCGUUCAGUCUCCAAACAGCCGGACAUGACCUCGUUCAGUCUCCAAACAGCCGGACAUGACCUCGUUCAGUCUCCAAACAGCCGGACAUGACCUCGUUCAGUCUCCAAACAGCCGGACAUGACCUCGUUCAGUCUCCAAACAGCCGGACAUGACCUCGUUCAGUCUCCAAACAGCCGGACAUGACCUCGUUCAGUCUCCAAACAGCCGGACAUGACCUCGUUCAGUCUCCAACCAACUGGACAUGACCUCGUUCAGUCUCCAACCAACUGGACAUGACCUCAUUCAGUCUCCAACCAACUGGACAUGACCUCAUUCAGUUUCCAACCAACUGGACAUGACCUCAUUCAGUCUCCAACCAACUGGACAUGACCUCAUUCAGUCUUGGCGAACAUGCUAUGACAUAUGCAAUAUAGAUAGUGUAUCUAUUUUAUAUACUCUGUUCUGCUGCUACUACAACGUCAACUACAACAGCUCGACAGUCGCCACCAUGCCUUCCAAGCCAGGUGUUAACUGGUGCCACUGCUUUAAACCUACCCCUCCAACCCUCAUGUUGGUUUGUGUCUGUGUGAGAUUGUAUGGAGUAUUGACAGAGGCCCUCAGCUGGAGGAGCAGCAUGGAGUAAACCCUCUCAGAGAGCUGGAGGAUUAGGAUGGAGUAAAACCCUCUCAGAGUUGGAGGAGCAGCAAGGAGUAAACCCUCUCAGAGCUGGAGGAGCAGCAUGGAGUAAAACCCUCUCAGAGCUGGAGGAGCAGCAUGGAGUAAACCCUCUCAGAGCUGGAGGAGCAGCAUGGAGUAAACCCUCUCAGAGCUGGAGGAGCAGCAUGGAGUAAAACCCUCUCAGAGCUGGAGGAGCAGCAUGGAGUAAAACCCUCUCAGAGCUGGAGGAGCAGCAUGGAGUAAAACCCUCUCAGAGCUGGAGGAGCAGCAUGGAGUAAACUCUCCUAUGCAAAUGGUAGGACGUGACCUCGCCAUGCUGCCUAGGGCAGCCACAACACCAACUUGUUGGUGCCAUCUACUCGAGGGGUCACUCUCCCGUCCCGUCUUCUCUCUGUCUCUUUCUCUCUACUCUGUAUGGCAAAGCUCUGACUCACUGAAUACCAGACUGAUAGGGGUGCUAGUACUACCCACUGGACUACACGAAGUCCCCCUCCAAGGUGGCUUUAAGCAAGAAGGAAACAACUACUCAUUACUGGAGUUGUUCUAUAAUCAUGCAUUGUUGGAUUUCACUUUGUUUCCGUCUUUGUGUUGUUUCAAAGUGUGUGACGGCACACGUCUCUUCAAAGACUGAACGAGGUGAGGUACAUUCAUUUAAAUAUAGAAAAUGAAUUUUUACUAAGCCAUAGGUUUUCAAUGUUUUUUUUUUUUUUUUUUUUUUGUGGCAACUUUUUCUACUACGUAUAAGAAUGUACGUUUACGGAGGAUAAACGACAUAUUAUCACUGUGUGAACUGCUUGACAUUUCAGCUUAGCAAGCCGUAAGGGACCAAUGGAGAGAGUCAGAAUCCUGUUAUGUAAAAAGUAAGAUUUAUAAAUAAUUACUAUUAUAAAAUAGGGUCAAUGUUCUAUAUAAAGGAAUUACAAGUCAAUGUAGCAGCAGAUUUAAUAAGUAAUGUUUGUAUUUGUAAGAUAUCCUAUUGCCACACGCCUAAACCUGCAAGCUGCCUGUUUAUACCAAUUUGGAUUGUGUUCGUUUUGGUAUGUCCACAGUCUUGAUGUCAUUCGAGUUUCUUGCUCUAUUUCAGCAUGUUUUUUGGAAAUACGGUACCGCAAACCAUCACAGUAGAAAGACAAUGGAGCCCCAAAAGAUAUCUUAUUGUUUGUCUACAAGUGUACUUCUUCUGACCUACGUGCAGGUUUACCUGUGUGGCCAUCAUGUUGUUUUGAGUUUCUUAUUUUUUAUGUAUUCUUUUUUUGAAUGCCUCUUGAACAGUCUGCUGUUUGGAUGCAUUCUAUGUAUCUGUCUGUGUUACUACAAAACGUCGGACUCUGUUCUGAAACCAGGGAAGGUCAGAGACACUCUGUUCUGUUCUGAAACCAGGGGAGGUCAGAGACACUCUGUUCUGUUCUGAAACCAGGGAAGGUCAGAGACACUCUGUUCUGAAACCAGGGGAGGUCAGAGACACUCUGUUCUGUUCUGAAACCAGGGGAGGUCAGAGACACUCUGUUUUGUUCUGAAACCAGGGGAGGUCAGAGACACUCUGUUUUGUUCUGAAACCAGGGGAGGUCAGAGACACUCUGUUUUGUUCUGAAACCAGGGGAGGUCAGAGACACUCUGUUUUGUUCUGAAACCAGGGGAGGUCAGAGACACUCUGUUCUGUUCUGUUCUGAAACCAGGGGAGGUCAGAGACACUCUGUUUUGUUCUGAAACCAGGGGAGGUCAGAGACACUCUGUUCUGUUCUGAAACCAGGGGAGGUCAGAGACACUGUUCUGUUCUGUUCUGAAACCAGGGGAGGUCAGAGACACUGUUCUGUUCUGUUCUGAAACCAGGGGAGGUCAGAGACACUGUUCUGUUCUGGUCUGAAACCAGGGGAGGUCAGAGACACUGUUCUGUUCUGGUCUGAAACCAGGGGAGGUCAGAGACACUGUUCUGUUCUGGUCUGAAACCAGGGGAGGUCAGAGACACUGUUCUGUUCUGGUCUGAAACCAGGGGAGGUCAGAGACACUGUUCUGUUCUGGUCUGAAACCAGGGGAGGUCAGAGACACUGUUCUGUUCUGGUCUGAAACCAGGGGAGGUCAGAGACACUGUUCUGUUCUGGUCUGAAACCAGGGGAGGUCAGAGACACUGUUCUGUUCUGGUCUGAAACCAGGGGAGGUCAGAGACACUGUUCUGUUCUGGUCUGAAACCAGGGGAGGUCAGAGACACUGUUCUGUUCUGGUCUGAAACCAGGGGAGGUCAGAGACACUGGUCUGUUCUGUUCUGAAACCAGGGGAGGUCAGAGACACUGGUCUGUUCUGUUCUGAAACCAGGGGAGGUCGGAGACACUGGUCUGUUCUGUUCUGAAACCAGGGGAGGUCAGAGACACUCUGUUCUGUUCUGAAACCAGGGGAGGCCAGAGACACUCUGUUCUGUUCUGAAACCAGGAGAGGCCAGAGACACUCUGUUCUGAAACCAGAUGAGGUCAGAGGUCAUAACAUUACAACAUAUCACAUGCUUCUUGUUAAAUCUGUACCAUGAUGCUUUUGUCUCUACAUGACUAUUCACUGUUGGUGUUCCCCAAGGGUGAGUGCAGGGACUUCUCUCUCUGUCUCCUUGUCUCUCUGUUUCUCUCUGCCUCCUCUCUGUCUCUGUGUAUGUGUGUGUGUGCAUCAGGUCAGUCUUCAUCUAUAAUGCUGGUAACCCUCCUCCUCUAGAUAAGUGCAGAAUUAGUCAUUUUAAGUGUUUCCUUAUUAUGUCUGAUUAGCUUCAGGAACGGAAGAUCAUCUUUACAUUGAGUUGAACAGAAAGAAAACCGCCUCUUUUCAUACGGAAUGAUUUAUAUGCUGUGUCACACACUGGUGUGAAUGGUUCCUUGGUACAUGUAAAUAUCUAGACUAUAUCUCUUGUAUGAUUGGCUGGAAGCUUUGUCUUGCACAGUUGGUCAGCAUAAAAAAAAUUGUGAACAAAAACCGUGAAAUCUAUCAUAAUAUUAAGAGAGACUAGCGGAUAUUGCUGCUAUGAUACAUGACGAACAAAACGAGAAAGAAAAUAGCUGAAAUUUCAUCAUGCUGAAUUUGGUGUGUGUGUGUGUGUGUGUGCGCACGUGUGUGUGUGUGUGUGUGCGCACGUGUGUGUGUGUGCUGGAUCUCCGACAGUGUGGGACAUCUCUGGGACAUUUCAACCACAACACUCAACAACGGCAAAAGUUCAGCUGACUACUACUUCUCUAUCUAUGCCUCCGUCGCCAACACUGGGCCAACGUUCAUUCUGUAUCCUACCAACAUUUCUCUUAAAAAUCACCAGCAGCCUUUCUUUUGGUUUUCAAAAUCAAAUGUGACUUCUUCUUGCGGUGACUGUAAAAAACACAUUAUGCCCUGCAUACAUGCCCUGCAUUUCUCAGUGAAAUGCAGGGCAAUUUUCCCUUGAAACAAGGUUCACCCUACAGGUUAACAGAAAAAACAACCAUAUCUUUUGCACCUCUGGUUUCAUAAAAAAUGGGUUGACACAAUUAGUCGCAGCUUUCCAAACCUUUCUGUGCCUUCAUUCUGCUCAAGUUCCACCCAGACAUUGUAAUAGAAACACUAGUUAGGAGGUCCCAUGCAGCAGACAGUCAGGAGGUCCCAUGCAGCAGACAGCCAGGAGGUCCCAUGCAGCAGACAGCCAGGAGGUCCCAUGCAGCAGACAGCCAGGAGGUCCCAUGCAGCAGACAGCCAGGGUGUCCCAGGCAGCAGACAGCCAGGGGGUGCCAGGCAGCAGACAGCCAGGGGGUGCCAGGCAGCAGACAGCCAGGGGGUGCCAGGCAGCAGACAGCCAGGGGGUGCCAGGCAGCAGACGGUCAGGAGGUGAAGGGUUGAGGAGGGAGGGAGGGAGGGUUGUUGGCUGUAUGUGCCCUUUUGUGACCCAAACCAACGAUAUGAUCUGGUAAUUCUAUAACUAGCAGGCGAAUGGUGUUGAGGGCACUGCUGGAUAUGCAGUCUGCUCAGACAAACACAGUACUGUUGCACCGAGCGAGGAUCAACACUAAUUAACCAAGCUGAGUUUGCUAUUGUGUGAUCUAAUUGAGGCCAGGGAGACAUGCCAAUGUUGCCAGCCAAGCUUCUUCAAUUUUUUUUGUUUUUAGAGCACUGAAACUAAACUCCGAUGGCUCCACCUUCCCCGAGAGGCUGCAAACCAGAGCACAAUUUGUAUAAUCUCUUCAAAGGUCAUGCAUAUGCCCAGUUGGUAAAAUCGCAACUGGUUCCUAUGUUUGGGUCAUAGUUUUACCAAUCUUUCUAUCAACGCUAAUAUCCAGACACUGUGAAGAAUACCGGGUGUGGGCAGUAGUGUCAGAAAGAGCAGGCAUUAUCAUUCUAGAGAUACUUUACGACUGCCAAUUAAUAACCGGAGAAAGGAAAGCGAUAGUUGGUGUCACGAAAGGGCCCUGCUUGCUAAAUGAACAGCCGACCGUUCUACUCCUGUUCUGUAGUGCCUGCUGUAGUGAGACCAUUGUGCUUUAUCCUGUUUUAUACGGUGCCUGCAGUUGGUUGAGACUAUACUCUUCUCUUAUUGGUUCUUACAAGCUGCAUGUGAUUUGUGUUCCAAUGUCAGCAUCACUUUAUAAAUAAAAUAUAAAAAAGUUGAAGAAAAAUAAACCGUAGUUAACAGGAUAUAUAACAAGGUCAUAACCUAAGGAAAAUACCUCCUAAAGAGCAAUGUGUUUUUACCUCGGGUGUAUAUAGUCGAUUUGUUUACUCCAAAGUUUGCUAUUUUUGUUUCUAUGAAAUGCUAAAUUGAAUACACAUUUGUAAAUGUAACUUUUUUUUUUGUCAAUGGUAAUUGUGUUUUGUGGUGUUCCCAAGUAGUUUAUUCCUCUAGUUACCAUUAUGUGUAUUUGGGCUUUUUAUGGUCUGUCCCAAAUGUAAAUGCUUUACCAACGUCAAAACUAGUCUUCUUUCCAAGCCCCAUCUGAGCUGUGUUGAAAAUGUCUUGUAGGAGGCUACGAGGAGAGAUGUCGAAGACCCUCAAAACCAUUACAGAAUCGCCUGUGUCUCCCUUCUGAUGAUUUCUAAACCAUAUGUAUUAGAAUUUUUCAUACCGUGCUACAGGAGAAUGAACACUCAACAUAGGAAAGUAGCGGAUUGACGUUUCAGUUCCAACAUAGUUGGAGUGAAAAAUGGUGUGAAUAAAAUAAAAAAGUUUGUGUAAAAUCCA